AGCAGGUCACAGCCUCCCAUUUUAUAGAUCUAGCUUUAAGCCAAAGACACUGAGCAGACUCUCAUCUCGUGUUGGUCGGAAUAGUCGGGGGAGUUGUGCGGACUUGGAGGGUCGGGUGCACGAUGAGACUCAAACACGCAUCACUUGUGAGCGCAAAGUUUUCAUGUUGAAGGAUAUUUUAUGGAUUUCUGCGCCGGACAAGUUUCAUCCAUAGAAAAGUAUUUGAAGUCAGCUUCGCGAACUUCUGCGGUGCGUAAAUUGCUUGUUCCCAUGGCUGAAUUAAAUAUCAUUAAACUGCGUUUUCUGGAUAUUUAACAGUCAACGUGCUGAUGUGUUAAGGAGCUGAACAGUUACGCGGACUAGUCCCUUGACUUUUUUCUGCUGCGGUGUGACUGCAGCAGCUGAUGCAGAAGCGUCCCCAGAAGUUACCACCCGUCAGAGAAAACUGAUGAGUCUUCUUCACCAUCAUUCCUCAGGACAAUCCUCACGCCAGACAGUCAUUAUACAGAAGUCAAACAUGGACAGCAACAGGUCCCACAUUCCCUCCAUCCUCCACGUGGAGCUCAGCCCGUUCAUUGACUACAUGGACGACAACGACACGAACUCUACCGGCGGUGAGCGAUACUCUCUGGGCUGCGUGCAGAUCCGCAUCCCGCAGGAGCUCUUCCUGGCGCUGGGGCUCAUCAGCCUGGUGGAGAACAUCCUGGUGAUUCUGGCCAUCAUCAAGAACCGCAACCUGCACUCGCCCAUGUACUACUUCAUCUGCUGCCUCGCCGUGUCCGACAUGCUCGUCAGCGUCAGUAACGUGGUGGAGACCAUGUUCAUGCUUCUCCACGACCACGGCCUGCUGGACGUGCACCCAGGUAUGCUGCGCCACCUGGACAACGUCAUCGAUGUGAUGAUCUGCAGCUCCGUGGUGUCCUCGCUCUCCUUCUUGUGCACCAUCGCCGCGGACCGCUACAUCACCAUCUUUUACGCGCUGCGCUACCACAGCAUCAUGACCACGCAGCGCGCCAUCGCCAUCAUCGUGGUGGUGUGGCUGGCUAGCCUCGCCUCCAGCAUCCUCUUCAUCGUGUACCACACCGAUAACGCGGUCAUCGUGUGCCUCGUGACCUUCUUCUGCACCACGCUGGUGUUCAACGCCGUGUUGUAUCUGCACAUGUUCCUCCUGGCGCACGUGCACUCGCGACGCAUCAUGGCAUUCCAUAAAAGCAGGCGCCAGACCACGAGCAUGAAGGGGGCGAUCACCCUCACCAUCUUGCUCGGGGUCUUCAUUUUAUGCUGGGGCCCAUUCUUCCUCCAUCUCAUCCUCAUCCUCACCUGUCCCACCAGCCCCUUCUGCAAUUGUUUCUUCCGAAACUUUAACCUUUUCCUCAUCCUCAUCAUCUGCAACUCCCUCAUCGACCCGCUCAUCUACGCGUACCGGAGCCAGGAGCUGCGUAAAACGCUCCAGGAGUUGGUCCUGUGUUCUUGGUGCUUCGGCGUCUGACAUAUACUUCACAUUCAGGGAGAGAAGAUCUCGUCAGAGAUGCACAUUUUUGUUGCAGAAGCUGAAGUGAGCCGUGACCGAUACAUGUUGGAAGACGCCCAUGCUCAACGCUGUACAUGACAGACCAAGACUGUAUCUGACUGUUGCACGUGGCAUCGUGGACUUGAUGGUUAUUCCCACGCAUGCCUUCAGAUUUAUUCGCCUGUUGCUUUGCCUGCUGUUGCAUUACGCUACUCCUGGGUCAGGUUCAAACUGUGAAACUUCUGGACAUUUAAUCCAGAAAGAGAUUCUUCGUUGAAGAGUUAAUAUACUAAGUUAUACUUAUGAGCGUUUUAUUUUUUGUUAAUAAAGUUUUUUUCAUGUGUUUGUCCUCUUGUAAAUGAAAUUAUUGUAUAUAAAACUUGUCGAUGGAAAUUUGUCAUCUACUCUCAACUCUCUUUUUCAAAGCUAUUGACAAUUACAUUUUCUCAAGGAAAGACACGGAAAACCUGCAAACCCACGCUGGAGAAAAAUGUUUGAGACCAUUAUAUCUCCGAGUUAAAUUUCUUCCUCCAUUAAAUGAAAACUGAAUGAUUGCUUGUUAUUGGACUAUUUCAUGUCCUGAACCCGAACAAAAAUCUCUUCAUGAUGCCAAAAGUUAGACAAACCAGACUUCAACAUUCAGGGCUUUGUAGAUAAUGUGAUGUGUGGUAGAGAGACCCUGCAGCCUUUUCUCCACCUUCCUCCGCCUCCAUUCACUGCUGUUUGAAACUAUUUGCUUGUCACAUCCUCUGAAAAACAAGCAUUGUGCAAUGAAGGCGGAUGCUGAAAUGACUGCUGCUAAAACAAUUUAUUUCAUGUUGGAAUAAAUUGACAAGGUUCAUCGAUUUUUUGCCUCAAGAACAUGAAUAAGCUGAGAUAUAAUAGGAAAGCUUUGUACUUAGCCUUGGUGUGAUGUAACUUUAAAAUGGCGUGUUGCAGUCCACUUGGGGGUGUUGUGUGGGAAUUACUCCCCCAAAAAUAAAUGUCUGAAUGACUUACGAUAAAAAAAUUAAAAAGAUGCAAAAUCACAUGAACGGUCUUGCCUGGUGGUAGGCCUGAGGCCCAGGGCACAACAAGAGGGUUCAUGAAAGAAGUUAUAUUUAAGUGA
This is a messenger RNA of Paralichthys olivaceus (Japanese flounder), 2618 nucleotides long. It is a transcript of the gene mc1r, whose product is annotated as melanocortin 1 receptor. Gene Ontology annotation, biological process: adenylate cyclase-activating G protein-coupled receptor signaling pathway; regulation of metabolic process. Gene Ontology annotation, molecular function: melanocyte-stimulating hormone receptor activity. Lineage: Eukaryota; Metazoa; Chordata; Actinopteri; Pleuronectiformes; Paralichthyidae. Gene Ontology annotation, cellular component: plasma membrane; cytoplasm. The record is from RefSeq and is a predicted model, not a curated record.